This is a messenger RNA of Gadus chalcogrammus (walleye pollock), 1219 nucleotides long. Its product is annotated as endothelin-2-like. NCBI's taxonomy places the organism in Eukaryota, Metazoa, Chordata, Actinopteri, Gadiformes, Gadidae. Gene Ontology annotation, cellular component: extracellular region. Gene Ontology annotation, biological process: regulation of vasoconstriction; vein smooth muscle contraction; regulation of systemic arterial blood pressure by endothelin. The transcript is spliced from 5 exons. The coding region runs from base 25 to 357 and encodes 110 amino acids. Gene Ontology annotation, molecular function: endothelin B receptor binding; hormone activity. The record is from RefSeq and is a predicted model, not a curated record.
AGCUUCCAGAAGAACUCUACAGAGAUGUCUCCUCGCACCGCUAUUCUGCUCCUCUCCUUUUGCUCUUCUCUGCAGGACGGUCUGAGUUUCCCGUCCACAAGGCGACCCGGAGAACCAGGUGGGGAGGUGAUCUCCCACCACAGAACCAGACGCUGCUCCUGCAACAGCCGGCAGGACUCUGAGUGCCACUACUUCUGUCACCUGGACAUCAUCUGGAUCAAUACACAGAGCAAAACGACUCUUUAUGGCCUGGGAAGCAGCGUGGCCCGCCGCCGGAGAGCCGCGGGUCGCUGCUUCUGUGCCAGUCCAACUGAUCGCACCUGCUCCCGCUUCUGUGUUCAAAGCUUGGCCAACUGAACUCCGGAAAGUGCCAUGAAGAGAUCCCCAGCCCACCUGCUCAAUGUCCCAGAGGUCUGGCUGAUGGAUCUCAAAAUAAAGCUGUCCAUCUAGACACGAAGAACGCCUUUCAUGCCUCUGAGACGGUUGUGGGCCAAAAUAAAUAUAGAUUUAAUAGCGAGAUAGAGACAGAGAAAUAGAAGGAGAGAGAGGAGAGAAAGAGAGGCACCUGAACAAAUGGUUCUACUUUCACACGAAGAGGUAAACAAAGGGCUGCGGAAACGCGUGUCGCACGAUAGAGGGCCGUCGCGCCUCGUCUGUUAGUCCACGGUCGAGAUAGUGGAAAACAGACCGAUCAUCGAAACACGCAGACACGGAGAAGAUGUUGCGGCACUGGUUGAAGAAAGGCAAUUAAUAAAGAACUGGUUCUCUCUGCAGUGGUUGAUGAAGCAAGAGAUGAAGAGUUUAGGCCAUCACUGACAAGUGAGUGGUGGUUGCACCUUAACGGACCACCCGCCUAACAGCUCGAAGGACAGUCUGCCGAGACCUGAAGAUAUUUGUGGUUUUACGCAUUUUGAGAUAUGAUGUGUAGGCUACUGAUCUAUUAGUUUAGCAAAAUACUGUUUAUUUCUAAUGAAACAUUUUAAUAACGUAAAAAUACUGAAAGUCAGUGUUUCUAUUUAAAAAAGAGUAAGAGAUUUAGUCCUAUGUGUACAUGUGAAUUUGUGAUGUGUGUGUUUUAGAGACAAUGAAUUGUUGGCAAGGGUUAGAAUGUAAGAAUAAACUAUGGCUGACAUCUUAUCUCCAUUAGGCUACAGUCUGAAUGUUUUUUUGUUGUGAUAAAUCCCACAUAUUCAAAUGCGUUGGCGAUAGGCCUACUAAU